AAUCUUACAAGACGUGAAUUCGAGUCUGGCGGGACCCAUAAUAUUGAUCAGGGCCUCGUGGGAGAGUUGCCAUUCCUACAGUGCCACAUUUCACAGUGCCAAGGCCCUUUAUAUCCCCCCAGGUGCCGCCACGAGUGCAAUAAGAAGACAAUGGUAAAGGUGAAGGUAGAAAAGGUGGGAGGAGCAGGGGAGGUGGAGGGGCCCAAGUUGUCUGGUAAAAAGAACAAGAAGGAAAAGAAGGUUCUCAAAGUGAUAAGUAAAAGAAAUGGUACUACAGAUGCCAGUGUUGCCAAGAAGAAGAGGAAUAGGAGAAAGAAGAAUAAAACAAAUACUAAUGGGAUUAUAGCUUCCCCUGAGAAUAAAAAUGCAGAAUCUUCACCUACAGUUGGUGAUGAAAAAAGUGAACCAACUAGUGAUAUUUCCUCAAGUUCAGUGGAGAAGCCUGUGAAGGAGGAACCAGCAAACACAAUCUCAGAAACUCCAGAGGCAGCUGCAAAGACUACAGAAUUGGGGGAGAAUGAAACACUGAACACACAAGGUAAAAAGAAAAGGAAGAGGAAGAACAAGAGGAAAGCUUCAGAAGCCUUAGAAGGAGCCUCUGAAAUGAUGGAAAAUAAGGAAGAUGAUUCAGGAGACACAGCAGAGGGGCAAAAGGGAACUAAAAGAAUGAAGGUUGAAGAGAAAAAAGCUGAUGCUGAAGAGGAUAAACCUAAAAAGGAAACAAAAAAGAUGAAGGCUGAGAAGAAAAAAGCAGAAGGUGAUGCAGGAGAUAAAUCUGAGUCAAAGAAAAAGCAGCAGCAACCGGAGAAAAAAUAUGUUCUCUUCUUGGGCAACCUUCCUUUUGAGCUCACUGACGACGAGGUCCGGGAGCACUUCAAGGUGGUGGGGGACAACAUCGUGCGGGUGACGCUCAUGCAGCGCAAGAAGAGUGGCAAAAGCAAGGGUUAUGGCUUCAUCGAGUUCAAAGAUGCAGCUGCCUAUAAUAAAGCUCUCAAGCUCAACUUGUCCCAGCUCAAGGACCGCAAGAUUAAUGUGCAAUUCACCACACCAGGCAAGAACACCAAGACACGCAAAGCUUUCAUAAAGAAUAAGACAAAGAAGCUGCUUGGCCAGAAGAAAGGAAAGAAAGUUAAGAAGGAAAGGCGUAGGAAACAUUGAUCAGGGCAAUAGAAUGCUGCCUUCUAAAUAUAGUCGGAAGUGAUGA
Scylla paramamosain (green mud crab) is the source of this 1204-nucleotide messenger RNA. RefSeq lists its product as uncharacterized. Bases 151 to 1158 code for a protein of 335 amino acids. The record is from RefSeq and is a predicted model, not a curated record. The transcript is spliced from 5 exons. Lineage: Eukaryota; Metazoa; Arthropoda; Malacostraca; Decapoda; Portunidae. Gene Ontology annotation, molecular function: RNA binding.